Messenger RNA from Lasiosphaeria miniovina, 1268 nucleotides. RefSeq lists its product as uncharacterized. The record is from RefSeq and is a predicted model, not a curated record. The transcript has a single exon. Lineage: Eukaryota; Fungi; Ascomycota; Sordariomycetes; Sordariales; Lasiosphaeriaceae. Bases 284 to 1159 code for a protein of 291 amino acids.
CCACCAAACCACCAUACUGGUCCAGUCCAGCUCAGUCAUACGCCGCGAUUCUGCGCGGCUGAAUGAAAGAAGGAAAAAAAAAGAAAAAAAGCAUCGAGGGCAAGCCCCGCCGCCGUCAUGGCUUGUCUUGAACAAAUGCAUAAGAGCAGCUGCUUCGGCACGUCUUGCUGUUGUUGUUGGCUCACUCGCACUUCCUGGAUCACCACCGGGCCGUCAUCAUCACCAGCCUCACAUUCACAUCCACCACCAUCGUGAGCUAGCUCUUAUAUAACCGACCGCCAACAUGGCCAACCUGACCGACCUCGACCGCAUCGCCAUCGGCACUAUCGUGGUCUACGUCCCGGCGCUGGCCGUGGCCGUAACCCUAGCCCUGCGCCACGGCUUCGGCCGCAACGCCGGCUGGCUAUUCCUGGUCGUCUUCUCCGUCGCGCGCAUCCUCGGCAGCGCGCUGCAGCUGGCCACCAUCAACGACCCGACCAACGUCGGCCUCAUCGUCGGCGCCGCCACGCUGCUGUCCAUCGGCAUCUCGGCCCUGGUGCUCGUCGUUCUGGCGCUCAUCGGCCGUGUGCUCGGCGGCAUCGCCCGCCAGGGCACCGGCUACGCCGUCGUCGAGCCGCGUACCCUGCGCCUCGUGCAGCUCGUCGUGCUCGUCGGCCUGAUCCUCGGCAUCGUCGGCGGAACCAAGCUGGGCGACGCCGUCUCCAAGGCCUUCGACGGCCAAGCGCAGGGCCAAGCACCGCCGACAUACUCGAUCCCGGUCGAGUCCAAGGCCGGCCUCGGGCUACUGAUUGCCGGCUACGCCAUCCUCGUCGGCGUCACGAUCGCCGCCGCCGCCCACGUCGGCCACGUCGCCGCCGGCGAGCGCAGGCUGCUGCUGGCCGUCGGGCUCGCCCUGCCGUUCCUGCUCGUGCGCAUAGUCUUCUCCGCCAUGGCCACGUUCGGGUCAGACCCAAACUUCAGGAGCUUCGGCGGCUCGCCAAACUACCCCCACUACCUCAUUGGUAUGGCUAUUGUUAUGGAGAUGGCCACCGUCGCCAUCAUCGAGGCCGUCGGCCUGACCCUGCAGAAGGCGUCCCCCGCCUACAAGGCGCCCGCCGGCCGCCCCGCGGACGAGGUCGAGAUGACGGGCCGCCAGAGGGAUAAUGGAGGGUCGUAUUGAAGGGGCGGCUGGCGGUGAGAUAUCUUCUUGGAUAAGGUUGCCUUUUUUUUGAUAUCUCUUUUGUUUAUAGCAUAGAUGCAUAGAUACCUAGCGAGGGGCUUUGGGGGAC